Molecule: messenger RNA, 4485 nt
Organism: Oncorhynchus masou masou (cherry salmon)
Lineage: Eukaryota; Metazoa; Chordata; Actinopteri; Salmoniformes; Salmonidae
Cellular component (GO): nucleus
Source: RefSeq, a predicted model, not a curated record
UAUGCCUGCCUCGCACAAACAGCGGUCGGGAGAGUAAAUACAGAGAGCCCCAAGAUGGCGGAGUCACUGAGCUUCAUUCACUUUGGUGCAGCGACCAAAAGCCCGCUCGCCAAAUCUAAAGAACCGAAACUAGCGUCGGACACCCGGCCGCAGUCUUCCCGGGACAUUCACCCGCCGCCGUCCAAGCGAGUCCGAAACGACGAGAAGAGCCUUAAACCUAAGAAACUAAAUGGGGAAGGAGGUGCAGGGGGAGGUGGCGGCGCAGUGGAGAAGCAGCACCAGAAGCAGAGUUCAGGCAACCCGACAACAUGGAGCUUCAGCCCCGUCAAGGCGAGCAGCAACCCCUCGGCGCCCCUCCAGCCUCCCAUUCACACAGUGUUCAAGCAGAGCGCUUUCCUCGCCUCCCAUACCAAACCACCAUCCAAAAAGCCCAAGGAAAAACGAGAGAAAGAGAAGGAUUUCAAGGAAAAGAAGAAACAUAAACCAAUCCCUGGUACUCCUGGAAAUAUUAGCAGCAGUCUGAGUAACGUCACUACUGUAAUGAAGAAGGAGAACGGGGAGAUGAAGUUGUUGCAAAAAGACCACACCAGUAAGGACACCACAAAGAGCACUACCUCUGCGGAGCACUACCCUCUGCGGGAGCACUACCCUCUGCGGAGCACUACCUCUGCGGAGCACUACCCUCUGCGGAGCACUACCCUCUGCGGAGCACUACCCUCUGCGGAGCACUACCCUCUGCGGAGCACUACCCUCUGCGGAGCACUACCCUCUGCGGAGCACUACCCUCUGGGGAAACUGAUGCUGUGCAGGGGGAAACUGAUGCUGUGCAGUGGGAAACAGAUGCUGUGCAGGGGGAAACUGAUGCUGUGCAGUGGGAAACUGAUGCUGUGCAGUGGGAAACUGAUGCUGUGCCGGUGGAAACUGAUGCUGUGCAGAUGCUGUGCAGGGGGGAAACUGAUGCUGUGCAGGGGGAAACUGAUGCUGUGCAGGGGGAAACUGAUGCUGUGCAGAUGCUGUGCAGGGGGGAAACUGAUGCUGUGCAGGGGGGAAACUGAUGCUGUGCCGGUGGAAACUGAUGCUGUGCCGGGGGAAACUGAUGCUGUGCAGGGGGAAACUGAUGCUGUGCAGAUGCUGUGCAGUGGGAAACUGAUGCUGUGCAGUGGGAAACUGAUGCUGUGCAGUGGGAAACUGAUGCUGUGCCGGUGGAAACUGAUGCUGUGCAGGGGGAAACUGAUGCUGUGCAGGGGGAAACUGAUGCUGUGCAGAUGCUGCCUCCACCGGCCGAACCCGGACGACGCUGGGCCAACUGGGACUCCGAUGGGACUCCGAUGGGACUCCGAUGGGACUCCGAUGGGACUCCGAUGGGACUCCGAUGGGACGAUGCUGGGACUCCGAUGGGACGAUGCUGGGACUCCGAUGGGACGAUGCUGGGACUCUGAUGGGACAAACUCAAACCUAAUAAAAAUAACAUCAUUAAAGAGGGACAGCUGGGAGUGCUGGGAAUGGGACGAUGCUGGGACUCCGAUGGGACGAUGCUGGGACUCCGAUGGGACGAUGCUGGGACUCCGAUGGGACUCCGAUGGGACUCCGAUGGGACUCCGAUGGGACGAUGCUGGGACUCCUAUGGGACGAUGCUGGGACUCCUAUGGGACGAUGCUGGGACUCCUAUGGGACGAUGUGGGACGAUGCUGGGACUCCGAUGGGACUCCUAUGGGACGAUGCUGGGACUCCUAUGGGACGAUGCUGGGACUCCUGUGGGAGAGGGACUCAAUGGGACUGGACGAUUUCCACCCCCUGGACUGCUGCGGCUCUUCCCAGUUCCACCCCCUGGACUGCUGCGGCUCUUCCCAGUUCCACCCCCUGGACUGCUGCGGCUCUUCCCAGUUCCACCCCCUGGACUGCUGCGGCUCUUCCCAGUUCCACCCCCUGGACUGCUGCGGCUCUUCCCAGUUCCACCCCUGGACUGCUGCGGCUCUUCCCAGUUCCACCCCUGGACUGCUGCGGCUCUUCCCAGUUCCACCCCUGGACUGCUGCGGCUCUUCCCAGUUCCACCCCCUGGACUGCUGCGGCUCUUCCCAGUUCCACCCCCUGGACUGCUGCGGGCUGCUUCCCAGUUCCACCCCCUGGACUGCUGCGGGCUGCUUCCCAGUUCCACCCCCUAGGACUGCUGCGGGCUGCUUCCCAGUUCCACCCCCUGGACUGCUGCGGCUCUUCCCAGUUCCACCCCCUGGACUGCUGCGGCUCUUCCCAGUUCCACCCCCUGGACUGCUGCGGGCUGCUUCCCAGUUCCACCCCCUGGACUGCUGCGGGCUGCUUCCCAGUUCCACCCCCUGGACUGCUGCGGGCUACAAGCAGAAACCCAAAAUAAACUCAGAGGAGCUCCAGAUUAAAAAAGUGAAGAAGAAAAAGAAGAAGAAACACAAAGAGAGUGAGAGAGAGAAGGAGAAGUGGAAACGUCCCAAGAUGUACAGCAGGUCCAGCCAGACCGUGUGUGCUGGUCUCCUCUCUGAGCUCCAUGCAGGCCUGGCCUCCAAACAACAGCCCCACCACCACCACGGCCACACAGAGUUCAAACCCCCGCUCCCCGUCCACCACCACCACACCUCCACCACCUCAUCCAUCAAACAGGAGAACUGCUACAGCCCCUCUCCAACUCUGUCCCUCUGCAAGCCCCUAUGGAGCAGCAGCAAUAGCAGUAGCAGUAGCAUUAGUAGUUGGGACCCAGCUUCCCCCAUGACAUCCCCCCUCCAGAUCCCCCAGCCACGGUGCCCCCAGCCUGGCUUUGAGAACCUGGAGUUCGCCCGCUUCAUCCACGUAGAGGAACAACCCAACGGUGGAGCCCUGGUGGCACACGCCUACUGCAGCGAGCUCUCGGCCCUGUCUCCCGCGGCGAUGCAGCAGUUCGCCCAGGAGUUUGUGACCCUGGCCUUCAGCGAGGACACGUCAUCCCAGGCAGCUCACUACGUCAUGGGCAUCAUCCACGGGGCGGCCUCCUACCUGCCAGACUUCCUGGACUACUUCUCCUGGAAGUUCCCCUCGUCGCCGGUCAAGAUGGAGAUCCUGGGGAAGAAGGAUAUAGAGACCACCACCAUGCUCAACUUCCACAAUCAGGUAAAGAGAACGUACAGCCACGGGACGUACCGGGCAGGUGCCAUGCGUCAGAUCAGUCUGGUGGGGGCAGUGGACGAGGAGGUGGGGGAUUACUUCCCAGAGUUCAUCUCUAUGCUGGAGGAGUCGCCCUUCCUAGAGCGGACGCUACCGUGGGGUACGUUCUCCAGUCUGAAGCUGAAGAGUCCAACAGAGAGUGAUGACGGGCCCAUCAUGUGGGUACGACCUGGGGAACAGAUGAUCCCUGUCCUACUUUCACACCCUGUGGCUGACGUACCAAAGUCUCCCUACAUAAGGAGAAGGUCAACCAAUGAGAUCAAGAACCUGCAGUACCUACCUCGGGCCAGCGAGCCUCGUGAGAUGCUGUUCGAUGACCGGACGCGUGCCCACGCUGACCACAUCGGACAGGGCUUCGAGAGGCAGACCACCGCCGCUGUAGGGGUGCUCAAGGCCGUGCGCUGUGGAGAGAGCGCGGAGCCCCCUCGCGUUACCAAAGACGUGAUCUGUUUCCAUGCUGGAGACUUCCCUAAUGUAGUCCAGAGGUUACAACUGGACCUGCACGAACCACCUCUGUCCCAGUGUGUGCAGUGGGUGGACGACGCUAAGCUGAACCAGCUGAGACGCGAGGGGAUCCGCUACGCCCGUAUCCAGCUGUACGACAACGACAUCUACUACAUCCCUCGUAGUGUGGUUCAUCAGUUCAAGACUGUCUCUGCUGUCUGCAGCCUGGCAUGGCACAUCCUAAAACAAUACCACCAAGAGCCUCCGGCCGAGGAGGAGAGGAAGGUGGACGUGUCGACGCUACGAGUCAAACAGGAGCAGUUUGGGGAUGCCUUGAUGGGAGGGACCACAGCUCCUCUCACGGACCCCACCCCCACAGACAGAGACACUGCCCACCCGGAGGUCAAAGUGGAACCUCAACCUGCAGAUAUAAGGCUGCCCAAGCCCUCUGUCACCUCACCCAUCGCCCCCCUAACUCCCUCCAAAACGUCUUUCCAGGACACCAAGCCCAAAUCACAUCACCAUCAUCCCCACUACUACCACCACCACCAUCACUCAGAAUUACAUCAAACCACUACCACACACUCUUCCUUGUCUUCCUCACUCAAACCCUCCCCCACCUCCACCCCCCAUCCUCUCCCAAACCCAGUCCGUCAUCCUCUUCCUGGCCUCCAGCCACACAGAGAGCAGGACCCCUACACCCCAGUUCCGGGCCCAACCCCAGCCCAGACCGGACAAACCCCAGGACAAAGACACUUCUCUUUACACCAAGGCCCCAGUCACCCCCGGAAACACGGCCUCCUGGCCCCCGCACCGCUCCUCCUCUCCUUUAAACACCACCAGCAAGAGCAGCAGCAGAAAGACUGUUUCUACUGA